This is a messenger RNA of Peromyscus maniculatus bairdii (prairie deer mouse), 2090 nucleotides long. RefSeq lists its product as uncharacterized. NCBI's taxonomy places the organism in Eukaryota, Metazoa, Chordata, Mammalia, Rodentia, Cricetidae. The record is from RefSeq and is marked predicted.
AUGGGGAGCCAGACAUUCAUCCCGGUCACUUUUGGUUACAGGACGUGGCGGCUGGUCGGAUACAGGGGAGCUGCUGGGAAGGGUUCGACCCCAGACCUGGCAGUGGAGGUGUAGCUGGCAGCAGUGGCAGGUGAGGAUCGCCGUCUGCUGGGCAGGUGAGUCUCCUUCUUCUCUCUGGGCCUCGCUGCUCUGACCUUCUAAAAGAAGGUUUAGAGAGCGAGGCCGGUGAGAAGAAGUGGCUGGCCUCCCAGCAGAAUGGCACAUGAGAGGCAGGACAGUUAGCAAAGGAGACAUCGUCUCGGGGGGAGCCGAGACAGAACAAGGCCGGGGGACCAUUGGCCACCCCGGAGUGGACAGAGCAUUUAGAGGGAAGGAAGAAGAGGGCGCAGGGCUGCCAGUCAAGACUGAGGCUGCUGACUCCAGGGAGGUGAUAGGUGACCUUGGAGACAGUGGCAGAGGCCAUGGGAUCCAGCAAGAAUAGAAGCAUUCCAGGCUGGGGUCAAACAGGGCAGGACGGGGGUCACAAGACACAGAUGGGUCCCCAGCCGCCACCACAUCCCACCCACCGUAAUUCAUUUAGAAGAAGGUUCAAGAGUGGCUCUGGCAGGGCCUUCCAAGGCCUUUGCCAGAGAUUCGAGGGCCGGAGAGCGGGAAAGAAAGGCAGUGCGCAGGUCUACGUAGCAGGGUGUCACCAGGAGAGGGGUGGGGGCUGCAGGUGUUGGACUCCAGGGGAUUUCACAGCAAGGAGGCUGCAGUGGGUCCAGCCUGCAGACACCACUCCCACGAGGCACUGCGGCCCAAGGACUGGCGCGGAAAGGGCCCACAGUGGACGCUUGUGCACUGUAUGCCCUAACCGCUCAGCCCCUGGGUCUGGCAUGGCAGACAGAAUAUUUCCAGGGGAGUCAAGGGCACAGGAUGAAGCCAGACAAGGCGAGGCAGGUGGGGCAGAAUGAGUGAGUUUUCUAGGAAGGGAGGUUGAGGCGCAGGUAGAGAGAGGCAAAGCAAAUGGGGUGAUGAGCCAGCGAGGCACUGGCCUCCAGAGUCCGUGGCCAAGGAGGGCCUUGCGGGCGGCGACGGAGCAGUGAUCGGUGCCUCUGAGAGCUCGGACUGGAGAUUAGGCCAGGUCUCCAGCAGAAGUGGGUGUGCCAGCCAGGCACUAAAGGCCAGGAUGGCAGGUGUGGUCAAUACAGACAGAAAGACAUGACAUGGUCCGGUGUGAUGGAGAGGACAGAAGGACGGCCAUCCAGCCUUCCUGAACAUCAUGGGCUGGCGCCGUGGGACACUGCCACCAUACAAGCCGUCUGUUCUUUUAGUUUUCCCGAAGAGCUAACACAUCUCUGCUGCUCUCUGGAUCCUCCUCCCCCUACUUUGAACCCUCAAGAUGAAAGAAAUGGUGCUACCCAGCUCAUGUCUGGGCCUUUGAAUCCGGGGACUCCUGGAAGUCCGUCUAGUUCUGAAUCAAGAAUAUGUUGUGCUCGGAACCACUACACUACCUGCCUCAGGAAUCGGCUCGAAGGUGAAGCUGAAGGAACAGACGGUAGCGGCACUUAAACGGCAGACCCACAGCACCCACCCACCCACCCCUGAAAUUCCAUCUUCAUGGCCAACUCUGCCUCGCCUGGGAGACCACCACCCACAGCAUCCCAGAGCCAAGCCUCUGCUCUGGGAUGGAUCCAUCACUAUCAUCUCCCUCCUGUCUUUUUCUUCUUCGUCCUUUCCUGCAACCUUAUGUUUCUUUCCUUUUGUUUUUUCUUUGCUUUGAGAGACUCAAAAGCGUCCGUGACUCUGUUUCCCCCGCCUAUCCCCUUUGAAUUCAAUUUGCACUAAGUCGUUUGCACUGGUUGGAGUUGCGGAGACAGCCUUGUGUCUCUCCGUGUGAAUGUAAACAGCGAAUGUGCGGGCCCCUUUGGCCAUGCCGCCCCAGUGCCUGCCUGUCAUCCACCUCUGUCUGGGGGCGACUGGGUGUGGCCGCGUGCUUGAGGCCUCGCCUUCCCCUCGCCUAGUCUGGAAACAGUUCCAUCAUAAGUGUUCAACAUGCCCUACUUCAUCCUUUGUCCCUCCCUGCCAGGGCCUCACCAGAGGUCCUGGGU